This is a messenger RNA of Sphaeroforma arctica JP610, 1217 nucleotides long. RefSeq lists its product as hypothetical. The record is from RefSeq and is a predicted model, not a curated record. The transcript has 4 exons. Gene Ontology annotation, cellular component: membrane. The coding region runs from base 647 to 1168 and encodes 173 amino acids. Lineage: Eukaryota; Ichthyosporea; Ichthyophonida.
GUUCUAUGACAUCUAUGUAAAUAUAUAUAGUUCAUAUUUUAUACCACAUAUGAUACCACAAAAGAAUUAAUAUCUGUAAAUACCAUGUAACAUCGUGUGAAUCACAUGAAAGGCUCUGAGCCGAAAUCUCAAAGGUUUACAUUAGAUUACACAAGCGUUAGGCACCGGCCAUUGGAUUUGGGUACCAAACCAAGCGGAAAGCAGAAGGCCGGAAGGCGGCAAGGGCAAGAAAAUUUGAGCGAUUGUGGAGUGGUAUAGUGGCAGUGGCGUGUAUUAGCCAAAUAUUGAUUUCAAGUUUCCUCCGGCCAAACAAACUGGUAAUCGGCUUCUAAGAACAGUAUAAAAGCCCAGCAUAUACUAACUACAUACCACAUAUCCGCUACUGCACUAUUAUUAUCCGCCAAAUAUAUUUCAGAAUGAAGGCCUCACUUUUCUCUCUUCCCGCGCUCCUCGCAACAAUAGCUUUCUGUCUACUAUUUGUAGGGGCGUGUACUCGUGUCUGGAUAGGUGUUGACAGUAACUUGACGCCCGGAGUCGUCGACAAUGGCACAAACAACACAUCGGGUACCCCUGGCUAUGUUUACCCCUCCCACUUCGGACUUUGGACUGGUUGCUACGAAUACACGUCCACCGGAGAGCAGUUCGGAUGUGCAUACAUUACCGCUUCAUGCAACGUGCAACGUUAACGGUAACAUUUCUAUUGUGCUACACAGACACAAACUUAUGCUAUUUUGUCGGCGAUGAAUUGUACUGCGCAGCGACGAGAUAUGGAGCAAUCGACAACUGUGCUGCAUUUAUCUCGGCCCGUUCAUUUAUGGUUAUUGCGAUGAUUUUCCUGUGUUCGGCCAUGGUUAUGUUGUUGUCUGGCCUUAAGUACUCCGCUGCGGACAAAAUGUCUGUAGGCUUCUUAUGGACAACCGUGGUAUUCGAGUCAAUUACAAUGGGCUGUAUCAUUGGCGGGGUUUACCACGGUACUGGAGAAGGACCAGCUACCACCUACACUGUUCAAGACAACUUCCAUCUCGAUUGGAGCUUCAUUUGCUUUGGUGUAGCGUUCGGCCUCACAUUUUUGGCAGCCAUUGCGGCCACCGGAUUCGUAGCCGUAGCACCUAAAGACGAGGUCCAUUUUGAUACACCCUGCCCUAAUGAAAAACCUCUAGAUGUGUAAAGUUUGAAACUAGUAAAUAUUAAUAAAUACAAAUAUAAUAUAAAGAUAA